AUGAUGCAUACGCACGGCAACUUAACUGCGAGCUAUCUCUGGCAGCCAGGGGAGUUCGCCAGACGAAUGCUGGGCGAGCGGCCUUCUCCUGUACCGCCGACCAGAGAACUUUGGCCUCAUCCUCAACAGCCUCUUAGUAUCAGCACGUUACAUGUCGCUUACAUGCAAGAUGACUGUCUGCCAAGAAGAUCCGCAACUCUGCCUACACAAACCUACACACUUACCACUGCCCCAAUCGAACAAGAGUGUUCCAAGCCGCGUGUUUGCACCGUCGGUACUAACACCGAUCCACCGCUCACUGUUUUUACGAAGUUGAAGAAUAUUUUCAAGAAGCAAGAAGAGGUCCCAGUCGGUCUACCGCCACCCGGUCGCCUGACAGCAGUUCCCCGAGAAGUUGCAAUGCCUUCGAAAGAGGAAGAUAACGCUGCCAAAAAGGCAUUUAAUGGGUUAAAAAAGGCUAUCUCUGGAGCGAAAUAUCGUAUUGCGCCUGGAACAGAGACCGUAGACAGUCCUAAAAUAGUCUACGACAUACCGAAGCCUGGAGAUCGAAUGUCAACCACUUUUGGUGUACGGGAAUCUAGAAGAUGGAAAUUGCCAUCUAAAGCAGCAUGCUCACGUCGCCUCCGCGCCUUCACCGCGUGGUGUGAACGACGUCCUCGACGGCCACCUAGACGGCAGUCACACCCGCCGCGUUUGCAGAUUACUCAGCGCGAGCUGGCGGGUCGACGGGAGACUUCUAGGGCGGGGGUUGGGUUGGGCGGUCGGCGGCGGCAGUCCCGCGCUAGGCGCCGCGUCGCCCGGUCCAUAGAACCUGUUUUUAGUGGCCCGCCCUCGGAACCGAACGAAUCCUUUCACCACCUAUCUAUCCUAAACGAUAAUUCCAAACUCUACAUUUGA
This is a messenger RNA of Diatraea saccharalis (sugarcane borer), 897 nucleotides long. The record is from the annotation of a GenBank genome assembly. Lineage: Eukaryota; Metazoa; Arthropoda; Insecta; Lepidoptera; Crambidae.